This is a messenger RNA of Gadus macrocephalus (Pacific cod), 2079 nucleotides long. Its product is annotated as ubiquitin-associated protein 1-like. The record is from RefSeq and is a predicted model, not a curated record. The coding region runs from base 538 to 1761 and encodes 407 amino acids. Gene Ontology annotation, cellular component: ESCRT I complex. Gene Ontology annotation, biological process: ubiquitin-dependent protein catabolic process via the multivesicular body sorting pathway. The transcript has 5 exons. Gene Ontology annotation, molecular function: ubiquitin binding. NCBI's taxonomy places the organism in Eukaryota, Metazoa, Chordata, Actinopteri, Gadiformes, Gadidae.
CCAGAGCUCGGUUAAUGGUCCUGGAGGUGUGCAUCCAUUGCAGUUUCACAAUCUCAGGGAUGCUGUCUGUUUCAAUGAGUCCCUCUGCAUUCCCUUGCAUCCAAUGUUAGAGAGCCUGCUGAUGAUUAACUCAUGAGAAUUCCCAAAGAAGUUUACAUUUCUAAUUAAUAAAUCAAUGUUUUUAUGAUUCCCCUUUAUAUCAACGUAAAUAUGAAGGCUGCUCAACACUGAUUUUGGUGUGAAGAGGAACACACUUGGUGAGGUAAACAAGUGCUCAUGAGGGGUUAGGGGCUUAGCGAUUGGAGAGAUUAAUCCCAUGAGAUAAUGUGUACGCAUUACUCGGUCUCCACAUGUCAUGCUGCGGACGACAACUUCAGGACUCACUCAAAGGUGCGUGCUCAUUCAACACAUAAUCACAAGUGUUCCUUGCUAGAAUGAGACCUUUUGCUGUGAUGUGCUGAGGUGAUUUUAGCUUGGCUGUCCUGCUCCUCUCAUGCAGACUGAGGACCGGUUCGUUGAGGCAGCGUAUUCCUAACGAUGAACAGUCUGGAAGGCGUUUCGUUUCAGACGCCCGCCGGCUCACUGGGGGAGACUCGGAGCCAGCUUGCACCGGCAGGGAAGCCAGACUUCCCAGUCCCCGAUUGCCGUCAGAUACUGCGAGACACCAAGUACGACUUUGCCCUUGAACGCCGGGUGCUGAUUGGCUACGAGCCUGGCUAUCAAAGAAGAGAAGCAUGGCCCGCCUCCCUGGUGCAGAGGCUCCCCAAGCCUCCGUCCUGCCCUCCGUUCUCCAUGAUGUUCAGCGGCCUUCAGGAGGGCUCCUGGGCCGGUCCGAGGAGGAGCGACCAGCGGGACCAAGGCCCUCGGCCCCGGAGCCACAGCCUGAACGCCGCAGACAUCCGGCGCCUGCACCCCCGCACGGCCCGCUUCCGCGUCCUCAACCCCGACGACGAGGCCGGGUACUCGGAGGACGACGAGGGCUCGUCCACCGACGACGGGGUCCGCCGCUUUGCGGUCAGAGAGCGCUCCAGCAGCUGUUCCCCAAAGGACACGCCCCCCAGAUUCAGGGAGCUCCACGCCGGCUCCUCUGCGCCGCACUGUAAGCACCAGGGCCAGGCCCGGCCUCUGUCUGCCUCCAGCGGCCGCAGACAGCCGUCGCUGGAGCAGAGCCUGCACGGCAGCCCCCCCUGUCCAGGGGGGAAGCACUGCAGGAAGAAGCAGGCCUCCCUGGGCUCCGUGAACAAGAAGUACGCAGCCGGCGGCGGAGCGCAGUCCGUCUGCGGCUCUCAGGUCAGGCCCCAGCAGCCGAGGCCGUCCUCCGCGGGAUCGACAGUCAAGAGCCACAGGCAGAAGACCCUGAGAGUGGUGGGACCCCGCGAGGUUUCCUUCGACCAUUCCGAGGAGCUGCUGUCGGCCCUCAGCGAGGACGAGCGAGAGCUGCUGGGGGCCGUCACAAGGAAAGGCUUCCCGCUACGCAAGGCCAUCCUGGCCCUGCAGAAGACGGCCUACCGGAACCCCGAGCAGAUCCUGAGUUACCUGGGGGCCACCAGUCAUCUGUGUGAGUUGGGAUACGAGGAGUCCCAGGUAGAGGAGGCCCUGGAGAUGUUCCAGAACUCUGAGAGCAAGGCUUCCGAGUUCCUGAGAGUCCUGACCCAGUUCCAGGAGAUGGGCUUCCAGCAGAGCGCUAUCAAAGCGGUUCUCCUGGUCCACGAGAACAACCGUGAGAGGGCUCUGGAGGAGCUCAUGACUCACACAGCCUAACACAAAUCUCCCUGCUUUCUUGCAGCAUUUCACGAAGGAACGACCCCUUUUGGUCGGUCCCACUCGGAAUUCUGAGAGUAUACCAAGUUGCUAAAUGCUCUAAAUGUAAAUGUGAAUGUGAGUAAUUUUAAAUGUAAAACUCUUAAUGAAUGUUAAAUGCUUACUGUUUCGACAUUUUGACUAGAAAUAGGGAUUUUGAUUGUUCCUGACUAAUAGUCAAAUUUUAGAGGUGUUGAUGUGUACCAAGCUCGUGAUAAUUGCGAUAAACUUUUUGUUUCAUCUUGAAAUCUUGAAAUAAAGGGAAUGAUGAACACCUGC